Tarenaya hassleriana is the source of this 2475-nucleotide messenger RNA. Its product is annotated as serine/threonine-protein kinase WNK8-like. The coding region runs from base 430 to 2241 and encodes 603 amino acids. Gene Ontology annotation, biological process: protein phosphorylation; intracellular signal transduction. NCBI's taxonomy places the organism in Eukaryota, Viridiplantae, Streptophyta, Magnoliopsida, Brassicales, Cleomaceae. Gene Ontology annotation, molecular function: ATP binding; protein serine/threonine kinase activity. The transcript has 7 exons. Gene Ontology annotation, cellular component: cytoplasm. The record is from RefSeq and is a predicted model, not a curated record.
GACAGCGAUUUUGGAUUUGGUCGAAGACAGAUUUUCUUUUCCCCUCAAAUCCUUUGGAUUAUCUCCGGGUUCUCUUUUUUUUUUUUUUUUGCAUCUACCUGAUUCGCCUCUAUCCCACCCGCGAAAUUCUGUCUUUUCAAAAAAAAAAAUGGUGGAGGUAUGGAUCGAAUAACAGUGACGGAACUUAACGACGGUGGUGAUCGGGUCGGCCGGAGAUGGGGGUUCCCUUCGCUGUAAAACUCCGUUUCCGUUCUCGGUUUCGGUCGGCGAUCGACUCCUACUGCUUCGCCUGUGAAGCUUUCUCCGAUCGUCACCUUUCCAUUUCCUCUUCCUGCUCUUGACCUCGGCCUUUGCCCCUGAUCUCUCCUUUCGCUCCUCUUCUCUCUGUUUCUCUCUUGGUUCUCCUAUUCUUCCUCUUGUUUUCUGUAUAUGGCGUCUGGUUCUGGAAUUUUAUGUCACAAAUCGCCGACGAAGGAGGUUGAGUUCGCCGAUAAAGAUCCUACUGGUCGGUACAUUAGGUAUGGUGACAUCUUGGGGAAAGGAGCCUUCAAAACUGUGUAUAAGGCAUUUGAUGAAGCUGAUGGAAUUGAAGUUGCCUGGAACCUAGUGGUCAUAGAAGAUGUAAUGCAGAUGCCUGGCCAACUUGAAAGGCUAUAUUCUGAAGUUCAUCUGCUUAAGUCGUUGAAACAUGAAAACAUUAUCAAACUCUUCCACUCUUGGGUAGACGAUAAGAACAAGACCAUCAAUAUGAUCACAGAGCUUUUCACCUCCGGUAGUCUGAGGGCGUAUCGUAAGACACACAAGAAGGUUGAUCCCAAGGCCAUCAAGAACUGGGCAAGACAGAUUCUUCAAGGCUUACAGUAUUUGCAUGCUCAGAACCCCCCUGUAAUUCACCGGGAUCUUAAGUGUGACAAUAUAUUUGUCAAUGGAAAUACCGGAGAGGUCAAAAUUGGAGAUCUUGGGCUUGCAGCAGUUAUGCAGCAACCCACUGCUCGAAGCGUUAUUGGUACUCCCGAAUUCAUGGCACCCGAGCUAUAUGAAGAGGAAUACAAUGAGCUCGUUGACAUCUAUUCUUUCGGUAUGUGCUUGUUGGAGAUGGUUACAUGUGAAUAUCCAUACAGUGAAUGCAGAAACCAGGCUCAAAUAUACAAGAAGGUUACCUCUGGUAUAAAGCCUCAAUCUCUCAGCAAAGUCGAUGAUUGUCAAAUUAAGCAAUUCAUAGAAAAAUGUCUUCUUCAUGCUUCGUCGAGGCCAACUGCUAUUGAGCUCUUGAAUGACCCGUUCCUGGCAACAGAUGGUGUUAAGAACUCUUUCUGUAACGUGACAUCCAAUGGAACUUCUAAACCUGUCAAACAGACCCAACCUGAACAUCUGCCCAUGGAAAUGGAUCAUAACGAUAAUAAAAGUGUUUCUGUUUGCUCCUCUCUUAAAAGCAACCAUGAAUACCCUUGGCUUCACGCUCUUGAACUUCAGAGGGUUGCAGAGGAUAAAGAGUUCAGGUUGAGAGGGGAGAGAACUGAUGAUGUCACGGCCUCGAUGACUCUGCGUAUCGCUGAUCUAUCUGGUACAGGUCAAGCUAGAAUCGUGCAUUUUGCAUUCUAUAUGAAUUCGGACACAGCAACUGCAAUUGCAGAGGAAAUGGUUGAACAGCUUGAUCUAUCAAGCCGAGAGGUUAUAGUCGUAUCUGAGAUGAUCGAUGAAUUGAUAUUGAAGCUGAUCUCUAACAGGAGCCAGUCCAUAUCCUGUGACGUUUCAACUCAUUUGAACAGUUUGUAUGCAUCGGUUCAAAAUUCUCCUAAUCUACCUGCUGGAGAUAACAUGAAUCCGCGGUCAAAGGAUCAAGAAGCUGGAGGAUCAGUGAAUUCAGACAUAUCUGCCGAGUACUACUUUGCUGUCACCUCAAAUGCCAGCUGUGGCCGGGAUUGGGAUAUCGGGUAUCGGGUGUGUGAUUCAUACGAGGGGAAGAACAAGAAGGGCGCACUGGAAGUUUCUCGGCUGGCAGAGUCUCUGACAAGCUCGCUGACGUUUCAAGAUUCAUGCUCGGUGAUGUCAAAAGACUCGAGCAUGUGCUGUUUGUCGAUGUUGAGCAAUGAACAGACGGAGGAUCUGGAGGCGGAGCUCAGCACAAUAGAGUCGCAGUUUCAACAGUCGUUGCAGGAGCUUAUGAGGUUGAGAGAAGAAGCUAUAGAGAAUGCGAAACGGAAGUGGAUGAAGAAGCAGCAGGAGCCCUCUCCCAACUAACUGUACAUAACAUCUCCUUGACAUGUAAAAUAAAAAAUAAAAACUCCACACAAUCCCCCCUUUGUGCUUUCUUCUUCUUCACUCAGUUUUUUUUUAUAUUGUCCUCCACCACAAAUCAAUAGUUGAGUUUGUGGAGGAGAUGUGGGUAACAUAGUAUGUGUUUUCUUAAACUUGGAAUAUAGAUUUCCCUGUUUCCGAGUGUUUGGUUGAUUGUAAUAACACACUCUUUCGUUA